Molecule: messenger RNA, 3318 nt
Organism: Aureobasidium vineae
Lineage: Eukaryota; Fungi; Ascomycota; Dothideomycetes; Dothideales; Saccotheciaceae
Source: the annotation of a GenBank genome assembly
AUGAGUAACAGUGAGUGGAACGAUGCCGAGGCAAAUGUCCUCCCCGAGAAGAUUGAGAAGAUGGAGCAGAACGGCGAGCUUCCCAAGGAUACAAAGAGAAAGCGAAUUGUGGUAGUUGGACUGGGUAUGAAACUCAUGAAAUUCGACGUAAAACGACGAGAGUACGAUAUCAUCGUCAUUGGAGAAGAAGCACAUCUUGCGUACAACAGAGUUGGCUUGACCAGCUUCUUCCAACACCGACUGGUCGAAAACCUCUACCUGAACCCGGAAGAAUGGUACUCAUCAAUGCCCGAGGGUUCAUUGAACUACCACCUCAACACCAAAGUCACAUCGAUCAACCCGGAAGAAAAGAAGGUUGAAACAUCACAAGGCACAACAGUGCCAUACGACAUCCUAGUUCUCGCAACUGGCUCCGAUGCAGUGUUACCUCGCCACACUCCUGGACACGAUGCCAAAGGCGUAUUCGUAUACCGCACGAUCGAAGACUUGGAGAAGCUCAUCGCAUACUCCGCCACGAAAAAUGGAUCUGUCGGUGCUGUAGUUGGUGGUGGUCUACUCGGCCUUGAAGCCGCAAAAGCUAUGAUGGACCUCGAGGAGUUCAGCAAAGUCAAGCUCAUUGAGAGGAACCGCUGGGUGCUGAGUAGGCAGCUCGACGGCGACGCUGGUGGCAUGGUCGUCGAACAGGUUCGAGCUUUGGGCUUGGAUGUGCUUCUCAGCAAAAGAGUCGGAAAGAUCAACGUCGAUGGUGACAACAGUGUCACUGGUGUGACCUUCGAGGACGGCGAACAAAUGGACUGCACAUGUAUCUGCUUCGCCAUCGGAAUCAAGGCUCGUGACGAGCUUGCCCGUGCAGCUGGCAUCAAAUGUGCAGACAGAGGUGGUGGCAUUGUCAUCAACAACGACCUUUCGACGUCAACGCCGGACAUUUACGCCAUUGGAGAAUGCGCCAGCUGGGAAAGCCAAACCUUUGGUCUGAUCGCGCCUGGCGUUGAGAUGGCCGAUGUUCUUGCCUUCAACCUCACGCAAGCCAAGGCUCAUGCUCCUCGACAAUUCAAGCGACCAGACCUGAGUACCAAACUGAAGUUGCUCGGAGUCGAAGUUGCUAGUUUCGGUGACUUCUUCGCUGACCGUGAUGGCCCGCAAACGCUCCCUGCCAGGCGUGGUGCUGGGAAGAAGGAAGGAACCACCGACCAAAAAGACCAGGUCAAGAAGCUCACUGACGGCCCCGCACCACCUCCUGUCAAAGCCCUGACCUACAAAGAUCCAUUCAACCAAGUCUACAAGAAAUAUCUCUUCACAACAGACGGAAAGUACUUGCUCGGCGGUAUGAUGAUUGGAGACACCAAAGACUAUGUCAAGUUGGUCCCUAUGGUCAAGAACCAGAAGCCUCUCGAGGUUCCUCCUAGCGAGUUCAUCAUCGGUGCAAGCAAGGGUGACGAUGAUGCUGAUGAUCUCGCCGACGAUACACAGAUCUGCUCGUGUCACAACGUGCUGAAGGGAGAUGUUACCAGAGCAGUCAAAGACGGGACCUGCAAAUCCAUCGGCGACGUCAAGGCAUGCACCAAGGCCGGCUCUGGCUGCGGUGGCUGUAUGCCCUUGGUACAGACCAUCUUCAACAAGACCAUGGCUGCCAUGGGCAACGAAGUCAAGAAUCAUCUCUGCCCUCACUUCGAGUACUCGCGUGCCGAUCUCUUCAACAUCAUCUACGUCAAACAACUCAAGACCUUCGAAGAGAUUAUGAAGCAGUGUGGAAAAGACCCUGAGUCACUGGGUUGCGAAGCUUGUAAACCGACUAUCGGAUCCAUCACUGCUUCUCUCUUCAACAGGCACAUUCUUGAGAAGGAUGUUCGUGGUCUUCAAGACACCAACGAUCGCUUCUUGGCAAACAUCCAGCGCAACGGUACAUUCUCUGUUGUUCCUCGUGUGUCAGGAGGCGAGAUUACUGCUGAUAAGCUCAUCAUCAUCGGCACCGUCGCCAAGAAGUUCAACUUGUACUGUAAGAUUACUGGAGGUCAGCGAAUUGACAUGUUCGGUGCCCGCAAGCAGGAUCUACCGGCAAUUUGGCAAGAGCUAAUCGACGGUGGCAUGGAGUCGGGACACGCCUACGCCAAGUCGCUGCGCACUGUAAAGUCUUGUGUAGGAACCACAUGGUGUCGCUACGGCAUCGGUGACUCUGUCGGUAUGGCUGUCCGUCUCGAAGAGCGCUACAAGUCCAUCCGUGGACCUCAUAAGAUCAAGGGUGGUGUCAGUGGCUGCGUACGUGAAUGUGCAGAGGCACAGAACAAAGAUUUCGGUCUCAUCGCCACGGAGAAGGGCUUCAACAUCUUUGUUGGUGGCAACGGUGGUGCAAAGCCCAGACACAGCGAGCUUCUGGCCAAGGAUGUGCCUCCGGAUGAUGUUGUUCCCAUCCUUGACCGCUACCUCUCGUUCUACAUUCGAACUGCCGACAAGCUGCAAAGAACAGCUCGUUGGAUUGAGAACCUGCCUGGAGGUAUCAAGUAUCUGCAGGAAGUCAUCCUCGAAGACAAGCUCGGCAUCUGUGCCGACCUAGAACAACAGAUGGAGCAGCUUGUAGGCUCGUUCUUCUGCGAAUGGACAGAAGUGCUCAAGUCACCUGAGCGUAUGAAGCACUUCAACCAGUUCGCCAACACUGACGAAGCAGUGCAAACUGUUGAAGAGGUCAAGGAGCGCGACCAACAUCGCCCAACGUACUGGCCCAAAGACUCCAUCACAACCGACUUCCGUGGUACAAAGUGGACCGACUUGUCGUGGCAACCUCUUGCGCGCUCCGAUCAGUUCCAAGACACCGCAACAGGAAGCUCAUUGGCUGUCAAGCGUGGCGACACACAAUUGGCCAUCUUCAAGGUCAAGGGUCAAUACUACGCCACACAGCAAAUGUGUCCUCACAAGCGCGCAUUCGUACUCAGUGACGGUCUCAUUGGAGAUGACAUGAAGACGAACAAACUGUGGGUCAGCUGUCCUUACCACAAGCGAAACUACGAACUCAAGGGCGACGACGCCGGCAAGUGUGGCAACGACGAGAGCGUCAACAUCGCUACCUUCCCGGUCGAGGCUCGUGAGGACGGAAACGUCUACGUCAAGCUGCCUCCUAUCGAGGAGCUUGACUCGGUGUUGGGAACUAGCAACUUCAUCGUCAAGAAAGACAACGAGGAGCAGCCUUUCGAGAAACUUGACAAGAAGAUCCUCAAGGGCCAGAAGGGCAAGUUUGUCAGCCACUUGGAAAAUGGCAUGGGUAUGAAGGUAAAGGCAAAUGCCAUCCUCGCUGGUGGUGAGAGAAGUGGUGGUAUGGACUGGUAA